AUGUUAGCUCUACAACAACAAUCAUCAUCAUCAUUAUCAUCAUCAUCAUCUGCAGACACAACGAUAUCGACGUUGACUCUCGACAGCAUUACCACCAGUCCCACUCCACCAGUCCUACCCACCAACGAGGAUGUUCAGAUCGUCUCCAACAUGCCAGAACCAUUGCCACUCGACCAAUUGCGUCACCAGUACUACCUAUUACGCCAUGGGCAGAGCACGGCCAAUGUCGCAUCCGUCAUAUCCUCGGAUCGAUCACUGGCAUAUUCACAACGACAUGGACUCACCGCUGUCGGAUAUCAACAGGCGACACAAGCCGCAGAGUCACUCAUACAAGCACUCGAAGAACAGGCUUCAACAGUAGUAGUCAAAAAGGGAGAUAAAAUACUAUUUGUAUCAUCGCCUUUUGCCAGAGCCAGACAAACGGCACAAGCAUGUCUACAGGAAUUGUGCCAGAAUCCAACGUUGCGACAACGACUCGACACUUUGGGAGUCGAAAUACAAAUGGAACUCGAUUGCCAUAAUAAUACUAAUAUUCUACUCCGAGAACAACUCAUGGAACGCUAUUUUGGAAGACUCGAUGACGAAGCCAUUUACACGUACGCAUACGUGUGGCCCGUCGACAAAUUCAAUGUCACUCAUACUGCAUUUGAUGUCGAAUCCGUCGCGGCCGUUUGUACCCGCAUUCGAUCAUUGAUUAUGGACGACCUGGAGCAACUGGAGUUUGUGUCCGACGAUACUAACAAUGAUAAUGAUGAUGAUGAUGAUAAUGGUUGCAAAUAUCACAUUGUCAUGGCAUCCCAUGCCGAUGUCCUCCAAAUUGCACAACUAUAUGGCGCAAAUGCACCCAAUGUUGGAGCCUUUUCGUCCUAUCGAUUCGCCAAUGGAGAAGUACGGAGAAUGCAAUCCACUGUGGACAGUCUGCCAGAACCAGUGCCGCUGCAACCGCCCAAACGAGGGACGCAAAUAUAA
Messenger RNA from Seminavis robusta, 969 nucleotides. The record is from the annotation of a GenBank genome assembly. NCBI's taxonomy places the organism in Eukaryota, Bacillariophyta, Bacillariophyceae, Naviculales, Naviculaceae.